AUGUUGCACAUCGGUUCUGUUACCAAGUUGUGCAACUAUUACGCCGGAAGCUCAAUUUCAGGCACCCGAAAAACUCCGGAAACACUGGAGCAGUUGCUUGCCAGCAAUCUCAAGGUGUCGAUAGAAGACCUCGCCUAUAACCAUUAUUAUUUUAAGGUGAGAACAACGAUGUUGGAAUGUUUGGUGCAAUUUUAUGUUUCGUUACAGACAACUAAUAUAACCGUUGCUCAAGAAUUGUUCAAACAGAAAAUCGUUCCCAACAUGUUUGGGUUUAGUAAUGUAAGUAUGGGAAUAGCUUUGGUGAAACGUGGCGGAUAUGCCUUUCACUGUGAUACAACAUAUGGCAAUAAUUUAAUAUUGGAAACCUUUACCGAGCACGAAAUCUGCGAGCUGCAGCAGGUGGAGCUUUUUCCCAUGAGACCGAUUCACGUGAAUUUGCCAAAAGGUAGCCCGCUGAAGGAACCAUUUCGUGUGACAUUAAGAAGAUUUAUGGAAGUCGGUGUGAUUGAGUACUAUCAGAGGAAGUUGUUUAUACAAAGACCCACUUGCGUGAAGAAUAACAGAGCCUCGGUUCAGGUUUAUUUUGAAGACGUCAUUAUUUUGUAUUGGAUUUUAUUUGGAGGAUUAAUUGUUGGUUUUGCAGUUUUGGUAAUUGAAGUUAUCGAGUUUCGCAUAAAAGAAUAUUUUGAAAUGAAGGAAUUUGCGAAGAAUUAUAGAGGCUGGAUUGAAUAAUUGCUCAGAAAAAUGCUUUGUCAUUCUUAUUAGCUAUGAAGUUGCGAUUAACCCUGUACAACCCAACCCCACAAUUUAUUAUUUUUAAAAGGUAUUUACGAAGAAGUCUUUAAUAUUAAUAUUUGGGUUUGGUUGAUUUGUUACAUUCCAAUUUGGCAAUGUCCUGUUUAAGUAUAGGAGAUGUUGAAUAAAAAUUAAAAGAAGAAACAUAUAAAAU
Culex quinquefasciatus (southern house mosquito) is the source of this 949-nucleotide messenger RNA. RefSeq lists its product as uncharacterized. The transcript has 4 exons. Lineage: Eukaryota; Metazoa; Arthropoda; Insecta; Diptera; Culicidae. The record is from RefSeq and is a predicted model, not a curated record. Bases 1 to 732 code for a protein of 243 amino acids.